Cydia pomonella (codling moth) is the source of this 5606-nucleotide messenger RNA. It is a transcript of the gene Ras85D, whose product is annotated as GTPase HRas. The transcript is spliced from 2 exons. Gene Ontology annotation, molecular function: GTP binding; GTPase activity; GDP binding. The record is from RefSeq and is a predicted model, not a curated record. Gene Ontology annotation, biological process: epidermal growth factor receptor signaling pathway; Ras protein signal transduction. Bases 267 to 836 code for a protein of 189 amino acids. Lineage: Eukaryota; Metazoa; Arthropoda; Insecta; Lepidoptera; Tortricidae. Gene Ontology annotation, cellular component: plasma membrane.
AUGUUUGAGAGACGGAAAAGUUCCCAGGGGUGAGUGAACCGCCUCAUUGUCUUGUCAUUUUAUUGCAUUCGUCUCUAAUAAUAAUACAUUAAUUAGUCGUCUUCUCGCUAGUGGUACUGGGCGUACAUUAAGUGAUCAUAGGUCGAGCAGCCAUGCCGAUGUGAGUAAUACCAGAGGUGUGGCAGCCGACCGACGUUUCGCGUCGUAUUCUCCUUCAAGUGACAGUAGGGAAAAAGUGAAAAAUACACUUCCUACACCGUUUCAAGAUGACCGAGUACAAACUGGUGGUUGUCGGCGCUGGUGGCGUCGGCAAAUCCGCAUUGACUAUACAACUUAUACAGAAUCAUUUCGUGGACGAGUACGAUCCUACGAUAGAGGAUUCGUAUAGAAAACAGGUGGUGAUAGACGGUGAAACGUGUUUGUUGGAUAUCUUGGAUACGGCAGGGCAGGAGGAGUACUCCGCGAUGCGGGAUCAGUACAUGCGUACAGGGGAGGGGUUCCUGCUAGUGUUUGCAGUGAAUAGUGCGAAAAGUUUCGAGGAUAUCGGCUCUUAUCGUGAGCAGAUAAAGAGAGUCAAGGACGCUGAGGAGGUGCCCAUGGUUCUGGUGGGGAACAAGUGUGACCUGCAAGCUUGGGCGGUGGACAUGACGCAAGCUAGAGAGGUGGCGCGAAGUUACGGCGUCCCCUUCGUCGAGACAUCAGCCAAGACCCGCAUGGGCGUCGACGACGCUUUCUACACGCUUGUCCGAGAAAUCCGCAAAGACAAGGAGGCGCGAGGCAAGAAGAGCCGGGGCAAGAUCGGCGGCCGGCGUACCAUCAAGUGCGCACUGAUAUAACUUGGUACUCUUUUAACUGUCCAUCGGUGGGCUAGUCCACUUUAUUCGUAAAAAUUAUGUCUGUCUCUUCAGGCUUAAACGAAGGUAUGGAGAUCGUUUGAGGACGUAGGAUAUUUUAAUAAUAAACAUUAAUAAAACGUCCGUGAGACACAGAUAUAUAAAGGGUAUUGUAACGGGCCACUCGCAUGUUUUAAGUCGAAGAUUGCUCGAUAUGCGUCAGACUGCGGGCUGCAGCUCUCCGCGACUGACGCCGGCGGCAGAGAAAGCGAGAAACUACCCUCAUUUUCGGCACUAUUGUCAUCCGCUAAAGAUUCUACUUUAAAUACGUAAGCGACCCGUUGUAGGCUUCUUUAUCACGGAAAUCGUAGUUCGUUCGCCUUGCCCAUGGACUGUACGUUAAGUACUUUGAUAGUUAAUUGUCCCAUACGCCCUAUAGCGCUAUGGGACGCCGGCUUUGGAAUGGCAGUUCUUUAAGCCUUGGUGUGUUUAAACCUUUAUCUUACAGUUCAAUAAUGACAGUCAAAUUUAUUAACUUUACCCUUUGUUAGGCACAUUUAGAUAUGGCAAAAAUUACUACUGUAUAACAAAAAUUGUACCAAUUUUUUCCUUGCGCAGAUUUCUUUGCAUAGUGUAUUUUUUUUAUAUUGUCCGUUAAAGGGUUAAAGCGUUUUAAUAGACAAGGCUUACAUAACUAGCUUUUCAUGUGUAAAUUGGUGUUCAAUAAAAGACUGAAAUGUACACAGUUAACUAGACUUAUAUUGACAGAGAUAUGGUCAAUAUAAGUCUAGUCAUAGAGAAAUAAGAAGUAAUAUAUUGCUCACUCCAUACAUCAGUUUUGGUACCAAAAUGAUUAUUAUAUUCGCAGUCGACAUCUAGCAUCAAGUAGCGGAACUCUCAGUACUGCUACUCGACAAUAGAUGUCGCGGCAAACAAAAAGUCUAAUGCUCAACGAUUUUCAGCUACUAUUAUAACCAAAGUGUAGGAGUUGAAAAUAGAGUUCCGGUUACUCUGUAGGGCUAAGAUGGUCGGCUCUUUAUCAUUUGUCACCAUGCCUGUCACGUUCUAACAAGUAUGUAAGCGUGAAAGUGAUGGGCAUAGUGACAAGCGAUAAAAAUGGAACCAUGCUGCCACUGCUUAUUAGCGGAAAAUCGAAAAGCAUUUUGGUACCAAAACUGAUGUGUGGAGUGAGCACUCUAUUACUUCUUAUUUUUCUAUGAUCUAGUGAGACUAACCGUGAAUCAUUCAAAACUGUCACAAUACUCACAGUUAACUAAUUUCACACUAAAAUGCUCAUAACUUUUUUUUCUGGAGAAAAAAACGAGAAAUAACAAUGUGUAAUGAUUGUGGAUACAAGCGUUCCUGAUAUUUGACCACUUAUAUUGAACGCCAUUUUACUACAAACUACUGAUGCUGUCGGAGAGUUUCCAAAAUUACGAAAUUUCCGCUUAGAAAAAUUUCGUAACAUAUUUUUGUAUAGGAAUGGAAAUUGUCCUAUACAAAAAUAUUCCUGUAAAACUUCCCUGAAAUUUCUGUAAACCGUUCGAAACUUUUUGGAAACUUCCCGCAGCUUGUACAAGUACGAACUCACCAAGCAACAGCGCCGAAGGCUUUUGCCAUAAUUUUUUCAACCGAGCCAAAGGCGAGGUGUGUUAGGGCGUUUUGAGUAACUUUAUGAGACCAUUUUUGCAAAAACUGCUAGUAUCUAUUUUCCAUAGUGUCUCAAUACGGCCCUCUAGCGUUAAACUUGCAACACUUAAGACUAUUUUACUCUUAAUUUGAAUUAUAUCUUAGGUAGAUAGUCUAUCUAAUAAAAGGCUAAGCCGGUAUUAAUCAUUUUUUGCAAGUUGAAUUGCUUGUUUGAAUGCGACACAUUAUAAUAAAGAUAAUGUAGAAUUUUAUAAAAGUUUAACCCUUUGAACGCUACGUCUCGUGUGCGGCGCGCAGUGGCGAGGCAAGACCAAAAUUUGAUGUGGGCAAGGUACAUUUAGCGAGGCCCUCUGGUGGCGCAAGAAAUAACGAACAUCUUUACGUUCUGUCCGAGAUACAUGCGGUGGACCACGCGUAACGCCCGCGCCAUCAUGCACCAUGUCACAAUGCACUAAGAUUGAAAUUAGGCUGUACCCACACGCGUUUGUUGACGUCUUUGGCGGUCAAAGGGUUAAAAUUUAAAUUGUGUAUAUAUUUUUGCACAUUAGGCGAUUUGCGCUUUCAUACUUGCUUACCCACACAGUGUGUGGUCAGUGUAUCGUUGUUACGAAUAUUAUACAUUUUUUCUAAUCUAUACAGUUUAUAAAGGUGUAUUUCAUUAGUAAAGUUCCACUAACUUUAAUGUUUAAUUUGACUAAUAGGAUGGAAAAAAUAUGUUACGACAACUUAUCUUGAAAAAUAAUAAUGAUAUAUCAUCAUUAUUUUUGUUAUAAGCUAUAAAAUACAAUUAAUUUUAUUACAUUAACACAUUAAUAUUUAUUCUGUCAAAUUAAAAUACACGUUAUUACAUUGCAAAACAGUUUAAAUUUGUGAUCCUUAACAUGCCUCCUUUACAAGGAUUUUCAAAAUAUAAAAAUUAUCCCUUUAUUUUUAAAGGGUAUUUGGUAAUUUAUUAGGAUUACCUAGCUCUACGUAUCUCUACUGAAUUUACAUAUACAAUUAUGUAGAUAAAUAUAAUUAUACCUUAAACGUUUGCAUAUAUUGUUGUAAAUGAAUUGUGAGGAGCUCCCGUGGAAUGGUGGAUUAUUUGUGUUGGAGGAAAAAAACUUAUUCAAAACCAACGCUUUGUUUUCACUUUAGUCCUUUGUACAAAGGAUUGCUCGCUCAGAACUGUUCAGAACACUGGAAACAUGGCUCAAAUGUGUCUUUUUGUACAAAAUAAGACGUUUAAUAUUGGCCAGCAGAGAUAACAAAAGGAAAUGAUCAUACAUUUUGGUCUACAGAGAGAAUGAAUGUAUAUAAAGGGCCGAAUUCAAAAUGGCCGCUUUUACAAAAUGGCGGCAAACUUUGGCCGCCUAUAUCAAUGUUGAAUGUUUUCUAUGGUAGCUACUUUCUAUCUGUAGAAACGAUGUUUUGUCCUUGAAUUCCAUUCGUCAAGUUAAUUUUCGAUAGACAAGUUUUCUGUAAGAAACGCUUUCUAUUUUGUGCAGUUAAUCAUACCUUUAGAAUAGUUGGUAUUAAUAAUGUCCGAUAAGUCUUCUAGAAUGGAAUACCUUUUAUAAUGUAAAUGUUUAUGAAACAAUAGAAUUUUGAUAUCUAAAUAAAACCAAAAAGAAUUUGAAGUAGAGGUGGAUUGUCAAAGAAAACUAUGUAGCCACAGUAAAAUUACUGCCAUGUUGCGACACACAAUUAAAACUUUUAGAACGCCAUUUGCCAUUGGCGUUCUAAAAGUUUUAAUCAUGUGUCGAAAGAUGGCAGUAAAUUUACUGAGGCUACAAUAGUUAUUUACGAUACAAGUACGAAAAAUGGGAAAUUAGUAACGAGUGGCGAUAAAUUAACACGACCGAAGGGAGUGUUUUUAAAUCGAUACGAGUUGCGAAUUACCUAUUCGCACAUGUAUCGUACAACGUUUUACAGUACAUAUACAGUUCAAUUUUCGACAUAGUUACAUGAUGUGCUAAUUUACGCACUAGUGCGGAAAAGUAGCACCAUAUGUACUGUAAAAUUUUCUUUUACUAUCCACCUCAAUUUCAAAUUCUCUUUGAUAAAACUAACUGGGUCCUAUGCAAAAAUACUGAGUUGUGAGGAUUUUACCUAUAGAUUAUUAUUGUAAUAGAAUAGCUAAGUCAAACUAAUAUUCUAUGCUUGCAGGAGAUAGUUUAGCCAGCCAACUGUAAGAGUAAGAGAGAUGAACAUAAUGAUUUCCAGAAAAAAAUCUCUUUGUUGGUUGGCCAAACUGUAUUUUACCAUUAUUUUCAUACACGCAUACAAUGAAUUUUAAACGAACUUUCGCAUACAAAAAUAGUGUUCUAUAGUUUUAGGUUAAACGACAGUAGUUUCCAAAAACUAUUUUUAUAGAGUUUUUGGAAAUCACUGUUUUUUUUUCCAACGCCGAUUCCGAUGGAAAUAAGUAACGUUCGAUUGUGACUAGAUAGCUACUUAAAUCAUUUUGACGACAUGAAGUUUUUAUUUCUUAUCGGCGUUACCAUUAGUUUUUAGCGUAAAAUAUGGAUUUAUUUACGAAUAUUAUGCUGCCAUGAAUAAUUAUCCCUUUUUUUUAUCAAUUUUCGCAUUUAGUGUCACAGACAAUUGAACUAAUAGACGUGCAAAGUGAACCAUAAUAAUUCACUAGAUGCCUAUCGUUUGAUUAAAUGGUCACUACAUUGUUGUUCACCUUCAGUCUAUUAGUUCAAAUAUCUCGUGUUGUCGUCGUUGAGUUGGCAACCCUAGAUACAAUUGAUAGAAAUCACACAAACACAUAUAUUUUAAUGCCCUCGGAUGCCUGUUAUAUUUAAUAAGUUCACCUAUUCAGAGGGAGUAUGAUAAUUAUCUAUCGAUAAGAACUGGCAAUUAAAAAAAUGUAUGACAAAAAAUGCAGUUCUACACAAGUCGCUAGGGUUGCAAAUCCAAUGUUUAGAUAAAUCUAAAUGUAUUUCAACUGGCCUCUUAGCUGCUAUGUACAGUGAUAAGUCUUGUAAAUAAAUUAAUCAAAGCAUUAUGACAUUGUAUCAAAUGAAUUUCGAUGCUAGUGCACAAUUAUGUUGGAAAUAGUAUUUAUAAUUAACUCUGUAACAAUAUGGCACAACACUGUGUGCUAAUUUGAAAUAAAUAAAAUCAAAUCAA